Messenger RNA from Prorocentrum cordatum, 1795 nucleotides. NCBI's taxonomy places the organism in Eukaryota, Dinophyceae, Prorocentrales, Prorocentraceae. The record is from the annotation of a GenBank genome assembly.
GGACGUCCGAGCGAUGGCACGUUUGCCGGCCCUGACAUUGUGUGCGCCGUCGGAGUCUCGGACGGAUCGAUGGAGCAGUUCGGCCUACCUGGACGGAUCGACGAGCGACGCUCCGGGCUUCGACGCUGGAGUGAACGACUGGGCCAGAAUGAAUGCUGCACGGUGGGCCCGAAGAGAGCAGGAUUGGAUUCCAGAAGGGCAGAGAGCCCGCGGGUGCCCGCCGGCACGAUGGGCCGAGCCCUUCGGGCACGCAGCCGGGCGCCAGCGCGUGCGGCCCGUGCUCAGUGUUCCGUUCCGUACCGUCGGAGUCUCGACGCUGCGCGGCUCCCCCCUGCGGAGGCGUGGCCGUCGCCGCUGCGGCUGCGGGUCGGGGAGGAGACUACCCCGCGCGCCUGGCGCGCCGGCAGCGGCUCGGGCGCGCCGCGUUGCGCCUGCUGCUGGCGGCCGGGCUCGGGCCGGGCGUGGCGAGGCGCAGCCGGCCGGCGAAGCGCUCGGGAACGCCCUGGCUCGGCGGCGCUCGCCAUGCCCCCCCCGGGCGCGGCGCCGAGAUGGCGGAGGCCAAGAAGGCGAAGACCGGCCAGGAGGCGUACUACAAGGUAAUCGACGGGAACAAGUACGACCGUGCUCUGCUGGAGAAUGCUGAGGAGUUCGCUGCGGACGGGCAGAUCGGCUACCCGGAGGCCAAGCAGCUCUGGCAGGACGCGCAGGACGGCAAGGGCGUGACGGACAUCGAGAGGGCGACGCUCGAGUACGCCCUGAAGACCUACAAGUUUACGCCGAAGGCCAAAAACUUCCUGACCACCUACCUGGCCGCAGGACAGAGCAAGUCCUACUACAAGGUCGUGGACGGGGUGAGGUACGACCGCGAGCUGCUGGAGUCGGCCGAGAAGGCCGCGGCCGACGGCCAGGUGUCGCUCCCAGAGGCCAAGGAGCUCCUGGCCUCCGCCGCCGACGGGAAGGGCGUGACGGAGACGGAAAAGGCCACGCUGAGCUUCGCCCUGAAGAAGCUCAAAUUCACAGACAAGGCCCGGCAGUUCAUGGAGGAUUCGCUCCGGGACGUCAAGACGGUCACGCCGCGGCAUCGGCCGCCCAGGGCGGAGGAGGCCGAGGAGCAGCUGCCCAGGUCGAAGGAGGAGGCCAGGCGGGCGCGCGCCGACGUGGCCCAGCGCACGGACUGCCCCUACCUGGGUACAAUCAACAGGCACGUGCUCGACUUUGACUUCGAGAAGUUGUGCUGUGUGUCACUGUCUGGCGAGAACGUGUACGUGGACCUCGUCGACGGGAAGUACUUCCAGGGCCGCGGGAAGGAGACGCACGCCUACCGCCACGCCCUGGAGAAGGGCCACUACGUGUGGAUGAACGUGGUCGACGGCAAGGUGUUCUGCAUCCCCGACGGCUACGAGGUGGUAGACAAGUCGCUCGAGGACAUAAAGUUUAACCUGCACCCGCUGUUCGACGAGGAGGAGAUCUUGCAGACCUCCACAAAGGUUCGGUACGCAAAAGCGCUGGACGGGACCGACUACAUCCCAGGCUGCAUAGGGCUGAACAAUAUUUGCAGCUCGGACUACCAGAACGUCGUGGUCCAGUGCCUCUGCCAGGUGAUCCCGCUCCGGAACAUGCUGCUGGGCUACCUUGCGCCGAAGGAGAAGAAGGCGGACCCAGUGCUGAGCAGCCUCGCGGACCUGAUGCGCAAGAUGUACAAUCCCAGAAACUUCAAGGGCCUGGUGUCCCCGCACGAGUUCUACCAGGCCAUCGGCAGGGCCACGGGCAAGAAGUUUUACGCCAAGCAGCAGGA